GCUACGGGCGAGGCGGGGGCUGCGGCCGCGGCCAUGGCCUGGCCCUGCAUCAGCCGGGUGUGCUGCUUGGCCCGCUUCUGGAGCCAGCUGGACAAGUCCGACCUCUCCGUACCGCUCACCAUCCACAACUACUCGGACAUCGAGGAGCAGGAGGACGGGCCGCCCCAGCGCGGCGGGCCCCCUCCGCGGGGCAGCGCUCGUCCGCCCGCCCCGGUGCGCCGCCCUCGGGACCCCACCGCCGGGAAGCCGAGCGAGCCCUUCGCAGCGGAGACCCAGUACCGGCGGGACUUCAGAGCGUGGCCCCUCCCGAGGAGGGACGACUUCCCCUGGGUCAGCGCCAGUAGCGGCGGCGGCGGCGGGAGGGACGGGGCCGCCCCCCAGCCCGCCCCGGGACGCGCCGCCUGCGCCCUGCCCGGCGGCGGCGGGAGAUCCGCGGUCGACGGCCCCGAGCAGCUCCGGCCGCGCUCGCAGGUGGAUGGCGUCCACACCACCUCCUACAGACAAGAGUAUCGCCCAUGGACUGGAGCAAAACCAUCCAAGCCUAUAAAGUCAAAGCAAGGUUUCAUUAUCCCAGAAGACCAUUUUGUUCAAGAGACAAGCUACAAGGCAGACUUUAAGAUCCCAGAGGUGAAGACCAGGUUCUCCCCCAACCCUUCUGCCGUUUUCCAGGCGCCGUCACGGAUCCUCAACGUGUGAACCUGGACCCUCCUCACACCCAGGCAGCUUAAACAUGGAGUUUCUGUUAAGAUGUACCACUAUGCAAUUUUCAUGAGGAGUGUUAAGAUCAAAGACUUGGUGUUAUCAAAAGCAGCUCCAGUGAUUAAUGAUGUGCACACACACUUUCUGUUAACACAACAAACCGCAAAGCGCUUGGUUCAGAAUUGCCAGAACAUGCUGCAAGGAGUGACCUAGUUUUUCACAGGAGCAGGUUCAUUACUAUGCCAGCUGGCAUCACAUUAGGAGAUUGACUUUGGGCGGCAAAGGCAGGCUUGCAGGCAACAGCCCUACUCAGAAAUACACAAGGUAGGAGGGAAAACGGUGGCAAGCAGGAUGGAUAAUUAAAACCCAAACCAGUUUUAUUUAGCAACACCCUCUAAGUAGGCCACUGAAAGACAGGGGGUAGUCUGGCUGACUUCUGAGCUUCUUGGGGGGUUUUGGGAGUAAGACCUCAAAUGGCAUCACCAGAAAGCACAGCUUCAAAGGGGCUGGUCUGAACUUCCAAAGUUGUUUUAGAAGCUGGAGGAAGCCAGUGUCAUUGAACUCUAAAAUAAAUCAGGCACAUGCAGUGUCUUGGGCCUUUAAGGCUGGGAAACUGGAUCGUUCCAAAAUUGGAGAGCUGAUGCAGGAGCAAGAGAGGACUGAACUCCAGGAGACAGCCCUGACAGCAGUGCACCCGUCUGGUGUGGAGAGGAGUGCAUGGAUACAGCCAGGCACCCACCAGUACUCUCCAGAAGAUCUAAGAUACUUACAUAACUUGUAUAGCUGUUAGGGUGACUGUAAAUAUUGUACAUGGAUUUUACCUAAAGCAAUUUGUGAUCCUUUAAUGAAAAGGAUAUGCUUAUACUUUUAAUAAAUGUUAACUCUUUGCAUAUGCAAGGUGGAAAAUAUUGCCUUGAAAUUCCGAAAUUAUCGCCUGUAUAUUGGUAAUGCUAAUGCUAGGAACAACCACAAGCGAAUGUUACUUAGAUAUUCUUCUUAAAGAGAAAUGUAAUGUAGAAUGUAAGCCAUCUGUCAUUUUUAAGAUAGGCCGUUUCAAGUGUCAUUGUUCUGAAGCUGAUUUUUUUAGACUGCUGCACAUUUAACUUUUGCUGAGGUACAUGUGUUUUAAGAAACCAUUUUUUUAGCCUUUGUUCAUCGAGACUUUACAAUUUCUAUUUCGAUAACUUAUGCAACAUAAUUAGUCUACUGCUUGUUUAAUGGAUUUACUAAUUAUUUUGGAAAAAGAAAUCCUCAGACUUGAACAGUAAUCAGAUAUUCAGUCAUCUGUAAUAAAACAUGUAUUACAGUCGCCUGUAAUAAAACUUUUACACAGGAGGAUUUUUUCUUAACCUUCUUACUAGCUGAAGUCUAAGGCAAAUUUAAUGAACUUCAGGGAUUCUGCUAAAAAGUAUGCAUUACUGAUAAUUCCCAUAAGAGCAAUUUUUGAGCUGUUGGCAUGUGAAUUGCACUUGCAAUACAUGCAGACAGCAUCUUCUCACUGCAUUAUGUGAGAAUUUAAUGGUGCCAUCCCUGUUCACCAUAGUGGGACUGAACACAACCACCGGAAUAGGGAGCACCUGCAGAAAGCUGCAUUUGGCUGGGACAAGGGAUGGCUCGUCCCACACUCAUCCUUGGAGAAACUGCAGUAAUCCCAGUGCUUGCCAAAAUAAUUUUUCAGGAAAUUCAUUUUUCAGGAAAUUCUUUUGAAGCAUUCAAACUGUGCUGAAAGAAGUUUUGCAUGUUAGAUGUUUCUAAGAAUUCAAUCUGCUUGUUUAAUCUCUUUAUAAUGUUUUUAACAAUUUUGUUCAAACAGUUUAAGUUCAUUUCAAUCCUGGACUUUAUUAACAGCAAGGGAAAAAAGUAAAAAGGAAAUUGUCUAUUAUCUCCUCUUAUUUGACUGUGUUUCUUAAAAAAAAUUACCCAGGUUUAAACAAAUUGGUAAUAUAAUAAGCUUGUAUUUUAUCAAAUGGACUGGAUUUAAUUUAAUAAAUUAAAAUGUAUUUUGGCUAUUGGUU
Serinus canaria (Common canary) is the source of this 2714-nucleotide messenger RNA. It is a transcript of the gene MAP6D1, whose product is annotated as MAP6 domain containing 1. The record is from RefSeq and is a predicted model, not a curated record. Gene Ontology annotation, molecular function: microtubule binding; calmodulin binding. Bases 34 to 696 code for a protein of 220 amino acids. Lineage: Eukaryota; Metazoa; Chordata; Aves; Passeriformes; Fringillidae. The transcript has 4 exons. Gene Ontology annotation, biological process: microtubule cytoskeleton organization; regulation of microtubule cytoskeleton organization; cytoskeleton-dependent intracellular transport. Gene Ontology annotation, cellular component: cis-Golgi network; microtubule; Golgi-associated vesicle.